Molecule: messenger RNA, 636 nt
Organism: Clavispora lusitaniae ATCC 42720
Lineage: Eukaryota; Fungi; Ascomycota; Pichiomycetes; Serinales; Metschnikowiaceae
Gene: MED8
Product: Med8p
Biological process (GO): regulation of transcription by RNA polymerase II
Cellular component (GO): mediator complex; core mediator complex
Molecular function (GO): transcription coregulator activity; RNA polymerase II cis-regulatory region sequence-specific DNA binding
Source: RefSeq, a predicted model, not a curated record
AUGGACAAACAACAAACACCACCUUCACAAGUUCCUGUGGACUCGUUGGAACUCAUUCGAAACCGACUCAGCCAGGUGCACCAGUCGCUCCGAAAGCUCGCCGACCAAAUCAAUCACACCAACCGCAACCCCCGGUCCAGAUUGCCCGGAUAUCUGAAUUUACAAAGCCAGUUCCAUGUUUUGAUCACACAGCUCCAUACGAUCGCUCUGCAGCUCGACACCAAUGACGAGAUUCUUCGAGCAAGCACGGCGUAUCCGCUCCCCUCGUUUCCCACCACGCAACACGAAGGCCUAGUGACUACGCUUUUACGGAAAAAGCCUCUCCCAGAAGUGGACGAAUGGAUAGAAAGUGCCAUUGCAGAAAGCGCAACUUUCAAGAUGCCCAUCCAGAAAGACGACAGCUUUGCGGAAUGGUGCUAUCUGAAGGUGAAGGAGCUCGAGGAGACGUUCAAUUUUGAAGGUUUCUACACAGAAGCGGAGUUGGCCCAUUUGGAGUCAGAGGAGGGUAAAAAGGAGCAGAGCGAGAAGGAGGCAAUAGCGAAGGAGAAAGAGCAGGCAGAGAAAAGAAUCGUGGGCACAGAAGCUCCAAUGUCGUCCAACCAAGUGUUACGUUUCAUGCAUCGGGGAAUCGUGUAA